GUACGGUUCAUUUUCUUUUUUACCUCCUCCUGUUGUAGAGGAUCAUGGUAAAUUUUGUCACGUGAGUGCCACGUGAUCACCCCACCUGGUUUGUAUUUUUAUCAUGUGAGUGAAGAAUGUGGGGUCCAGAAAAUUUGCAGGGAUGAAAACUACUUUUAUGGACUGUGGUUUUAUCCAUUGGUUGAUGUGUGGUGUGGAUUUUCAAAACUCGUUGGACGGUUAUGAAUCAUGACUGCAUCAUGAUAAAUUAUGUCUCUUCUAUAUAGUGAUUGCUAGGAUUUCUUUCUAGUGUUGGAUAGCUGACGUGGCCCUAGCUAGUCCCCGGUUCACUGACUCACUCAGUGAACCGGGGGCUAUGGUUGUUUCUGUAUUGGAUGAAACAAAUCAACAAUCAUAUUUAUUUGGUCCCAAAUGGUUGUUACCUAAUAGAUGGAGUGGUUUUCCUUGUCAACUUUAUUGUGUUAGGUGGAUUGGAAGUGCUGCAUUUGGAUUAGUAGUUCACAUAUUAAACGUUUUGCAUUGGGGUAGAUUUGUAUGCCGACAAAUUGUGUUGCAUCUAUGUAAGAUUUUCAUUUAGCUGAUGUGAGAUAAGUGAGGAUAAAGCUUUAUUGGCUCUAUACACUCACCUUCUCGUUUUAUUCAAUGUGAUGUCGACACUUGAUCGCUUCUUGGAAGCCAAGUUGAUCAGUAUAUGCCAAUGGUGAAUUCUCCUACAUUUUUAUUAUCUAUGUGAUGGAUUCGGUGAAACGCUCUGCGGUCACACCGAGUAAGAGUAGAUUGGCGCGCGCUAUUGCCAAGGCUAUGCACAUCCAUGCAUUCACUGGUAUAGCUCCAGACGAUGAUGGUAUUCGAAAGACGAAGUCUCGUGACAAAACAGAGAAAGAUCAUUUUAAGCACUUCGAGGUUUCCACUUUCAAGGACGAAGACGAGGAGGAGCUCCUGCAGCAGGAUGACAGGAUAGUCAAAGAAGCCUUUCUCUCGAAACUGUUUGCUGCAGUAUCUGCUGUUAAAGCCGCAUAUGCCGAGAUGCAGUUUGCUCAAUCUCCUCACGACGCUGAUGGAAUUCAAGCGGCUGACAAGAUAGUCAUAUCCGAGCUCAAGUAUCUGUCUGAGUUGAAGCGAUCUUACUUGAAGAAACAGCUGGAUGAGGCGUCCCCAGCCACCAUGUUGGUUUUAUCCGAAAUUAAAGAGCAGAAGAGCACUCUGAAAAUCUACGAGGUCACGGCUAAGAAGCUCGACUCUCUGCUCAAACUCAAAGACUCAGAGACUUUCUCUCUCAAAGGGAAACUAUCAGAAGCCAAUAAGGCUAACAAGUUGCUCGAGAGGAGACUGAGCUCGAGCGGGCAGUUUGUCAUCCCCGACAACAUUCAGCUGUCCGACUUGAGGGCCGGAAACUUCCUGUCCUACUACCGGCAGACGCUGAAAUAUAUUCGAAGCUUCGUGCAGGUGUUGAUCACAGAGAUGAGAUGUGCUGACUGGGAUUUGGAUGCAGCAGGCAACUCGAUUGAACCGGGCACUUGUUUCAGGAAACCAAGCCAUAAGUGCUUUGCAUUUGAGUCCUUUGUGUGCAAACAAAUGUUCGAUGGCUUCAACUGCCCAGAUUUCUCCCCCCAAAAGCCCAUGCCGGAGAGGGACAAGAGGCGCAGCCUAUUCUUCAACAGAUUCGUCGAGCUGAAAUCUGCAAAGCCGGCAGAUUACCUAGCAUGGAAACCUAAGUCGGCAUUCGCAACUUUCUGCCGUACAAAAUACUUGAGGCUUGUGCACCCGAGGAUGGAAGCCUCUCUCUUCGGCAGUUUGGAUCAGAGGGAUUCGAUGGCCUCGGGUGGACUGCCGGAGACGCCUUUCUUCUUGGCAUUCAGUGAGAUGGCGAAGCGCGUCUGGCUCCUGCAUUGCUUGGCUCUAUCUUUCGAACCGGAGAUCAGCGUAUUCCAAGUGAAGAAGGGGAGCCGGUUCUCGGAGGUCUACAUGGAAAGCUUGAGCGAAGAUGGCCUGCUGCUGUCGGAGCCUCAGGUGGCUUUGAGCGUCGUACCGGGAUUUGUGAUCGGUAAGACUGUCGUUCAAUGUCAAGUUUAUCUGUGCUGAAGUAUUGGUGGCUUCAUUUUAGGCUAGUUUUUGUUGAAAAAUAUGUGCUUUUGUUAGAGCUUCCAAUUUUGUUAAUAGCUUGGUUAGUGGAGGAUGAUGCUAAGUGUAUAUUGUGGCUUUGGUUGUAUAAUAGGUAAAUUUAUUGAUUUAGACGUUAUUUGCUUGCCUCAA
Salvia miltiorrhiza (redroot sage) is the source of this 2253-nucleotide messenger RNA. RefSeq names its product protein GRAVITROPIC IN THE LIGHT 1-like. Bases 733 to 2082 code for a protein of 449 amino acids. NCBI's taxonomy places the organism in Eukaryota, Viridiplantae, Streptophyta, Magnoliopsida, Lamiales, Lamiaceae. The transcript is spliced from 2 exons. The record is from RefSeq and is a predicted model, not a curated record. Gene Ontology annotation, biological process: negative gravitropism; response to red or far red light.